AUGGCAGAAUGGACAUUUGCCACUAGCGCCCAGGACUUUUGGUUUCGUCAUGUUCGACAGUGUGCAACGUCGAUACCGGCGGCUCGUCACCUUGCGGUUGCCCUUGCUGGAAGGUAUAGGAGCACGUGUGACUGGGUUUCAGAGCCCUCCUUUGCAUCUGAACAGUAUCUGCAAGCUUUAUCCUGGCUCAACCGAGAAAAAGACGUGAUUUGUGUGGAUACGUUGCUCCUGUGUUGCGUCUUGAUCGCCGUUUACGAGCAUCUGGAUCCACAUAUUAGGUCUCAUGCAGGCUUGUCGCAUCUCGCCGCGGCAUUUCGCAUCAUGAAUGAUCCUCAUACCAAGUGGACUCCGGCCACCAGGGCAACCUAUUCAAUUGCUACGCAGGUCGAGACACUGGUUUCCAUCUUCAGAACUCCCAUCUUUCUUCCCGGCACGGAGCCCACCAUUUCCUUUGACCAGAGCGUACCACAUCUCCCGGAGACAUUCCACAAUACCGGCCAAAUGCAACGGAAGUUCUUUGAAAUCCUCCGCUGGCGGUUCUCGUAUGCACUUCGCCACAGCGAAUGGACCAGUCGCUGUUCUGGCUUUCGCCAGCUCCACAAGCUGUUGCGCCAAUGGUACGGGUUGGUUCGCCAAUUUAUCUUGGGAAUCAAUGACCAGAAACCUACAGGCGAAGAACACCAGCUUGCCAAGAUAAUGUCCAGGCAGUUUCGGAUGAUGUAUGCUGCUCUUUGGUAUUCGACCAGUGACGAAACCCACCAGUAUCACCAUCCCGGUCAUGCCAAUAUGGUUGACUUGUCAUGUCCUGACAAAGUAACUGUUUUUGUUCCUGUCAAGUUUGACCCUCAAUAUGACCGUCAGUCUGACUUUCAGGAUGACAGCAUGGAUUCGCAGUUGGAUUCUGAUGCCCGUCACAAGCCACUCGGGAUCUGGCCUGAUAUCGAAGUAAUCAUCUCUCCUGAUCGGUCUCGUUAUGUGCGGUUCACAGUGGUUUCGAAUGGUUAUGAUGAAGGCGAUGAUGCAUGA
Molecule: messenger RNA, 1026 nt
Organism: Fonsecaea multimorphosa CBS 102226
Lineage: Eukaryota; Fungi; Ascomycota; Eurotiomycetes; Chaetothyriales; Herpotrichiellaceae
Exons: 1
Coding region: 1-1026 (341 amino acids)
Source: RefSeq, a predicted model, not a curated record